AUGGCCACGAGUCUUCAAGAGCAUAUCCAAUGCCAGGAAACGCCAACGGAAAUUAACGAAAAUGAAUGUCAUGGGAAGAAACCAAUCUUCUGUGAACCAUGCCAGUAUGAUGACUCAUUUGUAGAAGCAACGGGAUUUUGUGUGACAUGUUCCGAGUAUUUGUGUCAGACCUGUUGUCGCGAUCACAAAAGAAACAAAGUAACAAGAGAACACUCACUAUUAAAGAAUGAUGAUAUUCCCGUGGACAAAACGCCGUUCACGACCAUAAAGCAACUGUCGACCUGUGAAACUCAUCCUGAUAAUGACAUCGCAUACGAAUGCGGAGACCAUGAAGUCUUCGUUUGCGUUUUCUGUCUCACUGAGACUCAUCGGAAAUGCGAAAAUGUCCAUGAUCUAGGGGCUGUUGAUUCUUUCGAUUCGGAUAUUAACAUAAUGGCAGAACUUCAAGACAGAAUACAGGCUUUACAAUCACAAAAGGAAAAGCAACGAAAGACAAUUGAAAUAGAGCAACAAGAGGUUAAAACCAACAUUCAAAGUUUGGAAGAGAAAUGGAAGGACCAUAUAACCGGCUUGGGAAAUGACCUUGAAACACAGUUAAGCGAAAUGUCGAUCUCCGAGACGAAGAAACUGAUCGAACAUAUUAACGGCUGUCAAGAAAUCCAGACUGAGAUAAACAGGAAUAAGUCAUUGAUAGACACGCUUAUGAACCACGGAACUAAGCGUCAAAUCUCUGUUGUUCUGAGUCGAACGACCCAUGCACGCGCUAAUCUGAAAGAGAAACUUCAGACACUGGAACGUCAGCGUCAACAAAGUAUCGUCCUUAUGAACGUCAAAGAACUUUAUUUGCUAACAGCGAUCGCCGAGUUAUCUAUAGAAGAGGAGGGCAAAAAUGAACUUGACGUCUUGGAACACACAAGCGAUGAAGUGCUUGUCACUUUACAUUCUGAAAAUGAACCAAGGGAGACAAUCGAUAAAUCCAUACAGACCAGUUUUGAUGCCGCAAACUGCGAUGCAAACAAAAGGUCGCCAAAAACGCCAAAGAAAAUAGAUAAAUUCAUACAGGCCAGUUUUGAUGCCCCGAAUCCUGGUGCAAACAAAAAGUUGCCCAAAACGCCAAAGAAAAUAGAUAAAUCCAUACAGACUGUCUCUUAUGUUGCUAUCCCUGAUGCAAAACAAAGGUCAUCCAAACGGUUUUUAGAAAGACAAAUCGGGCAAAAAAUAGCUAUAUUCAAUGUUAAAACAGAGACUGACGUAUACACGUGCAGUAUUUUUGCCGUUUACUUAACGGAGUACGGAGUCCUCGUUGCUGAUUAUGGCAACAGCAAACUUAAGCUCAUCAAUCGUAAAUUUGAAUUAAUUUGUGAACACUCGCUGCCCGGACAGCCGGUCGAUAUGUGCUGCGAUGGAGAGAAUUGCUAUGUCUGUUAUUCAGACCUAAAGAAAGUGACAGCACUGUGCAUAAACAAGACAUCCAUUUGGAGUUGUUAUGAAUAUUACACCAAAUAUCAACCCCUUAGUCUGACUGUGUUCGACUCUCGACUUAUGAUUUUGUUUGCGUGUGAUGAGAAUUUUGACAACACUGAAGCUGACGAUGUACAUAUUGAAAUUCGAAAGGGAAGUUCAAUAAAUGUUUUCAUCUAUAAACCCUAUAACAACGGUUUUAAAGAAAUAAAAGAGGCAAAGCGAAUUUUUCUCUUCGAUGCGUCUUCCAUAGUUCUAUCGGAAAACACGAGGGUGUCCUGCUAUACGGUUGACACUGAAACAGAAGAACUACCAGAUCGAAAAUGGUUCUACAAAUCAUAUCAACAAAACGUUCUGGAAAAAGCGAAAGGGGUCGCGAAAGAUAGUGAAGGGAAUGUCUAUAUUUGUGGUGAAGAUUCCAACAACGUUCAUCAGGCGUCGUCUGCAAAUUACAGACGUAACCGAGUGAUUGUUCAGAACAUCAAUAGCCCAAUGUGUGUUGCUCUGGACGAUCAGAAAGAUAGACUCAUAAUCGGAUGUCGCGAUGAUAAUUAUCUGCAUGUAUACUCCUUCAAAUAA
Messenger RNA from Mya arenaria, 2040 nucleotides. RefSeq lists its product as uncharacterized. The transcript has a single exon. The coding region runs from base 1 to 2040 and encodes 679 amino acids. Gene Ontology annotation, molecular function: zinc ion binding. Lineage: Eukaryota; Metazoa; Mollusca; Bivalvia; Myida; Myidae. The record is from RefSeq and is a predicted model, not a curated record.